Messenger RNA from Larimichthys crocea (large yellow croaker), 4707 nucleotides. RefSeq names its product protogenin homolog a (Gallus gallus) (gene prtga). Gene Ontology annotation, biological process: cell-cell adhesion. Gene Ontology annotation, molecular function: protein binding. The record is from RefSeq and is a predicted model, not a curated record. The transcript has 19 exons. Bases 206 to 3769 code for a protein of 1187 amino acids. Lineage: Eukaryota; Metazoa; Chordata; Actinopteri; Sciaenidae.
GUCUAACGCGAGGUGGCACUAGACUAAAAGCUUCAUCCAGACCCACAGAGGUGAUUAAUUGAGGGUGUCCGUCCGUCCAUCCCCAGAGGAGGGAAACUAUACUCCUGCAGCUCCCAACACCAGUCCUCCUCUUCAGUAGCAACGCAGUUCAUGUGGAGGAAACAAGUAUGAGAGAGUAGCUAGCAUGCACGGACAAUUCAUGUAAAUGGCGCCUGUCAAAAGGAAAUUAUAUCAGCGCUUGCUGUUCUUUGUGGUUUUUCUUCCAAUCUCAGGUGUUUUAUGCUUUAGUGAGUUAUUUUUCAUCAAGGAGCCCCAUGAUGUCGUUGUCAUGCGGAAAGACGCUGUUAUUUUGGACUGUCAGGCACACGGAGAGUCACCCAUCGACGUCAGCUGGCUCAGGAAUGGAGUAAAAGUGGUGGAGAACGAACGCGUGUACCUGCUCUCCAAUGGCUCCCUUUAUAUUUCAGAGGUGGAGAGCAGAAGAGGAGACAAAUCAGAUGAAGGGCUCUAUCAGUGCCUUGCUCAGAACAAGUAUGGUGCAAUCUUGAGCCAGAAAGCUCGUCUUACAAUCGCAAGUAUCUCCUCUUUUGCAAUCCAGCCGACAUCAAUAGUGGUGACUCAAGGCUCAGUCGCGAGAUUUUCCUGCAAAAUCAGUGCACACCCUCCUCCAAUCAUCACAUGGGAGUUCAAUCGGGUCACAUUACCCCUCGCCACUGAAAGAAUCACAGUCCUGCCCAGUGGUGUUCUUCAGAUCCACGGGGUGCAGCGAGCAGAUGCUGGAAAUUAUCGCUGCAUAGCCACAAACAUUGCCAGCCGCCGCCGAAGCACGGAGGCCACCCUCACUGUCACUCCAGCCCCCAGCCUGCAGCUUCCCCAGAGGCCGCGCAUCAUCGUCGGGCCACAGAACAUUUCAGUGUCGCUGCACCAGAACGCCAUCCUGGAGUGCAUGGCCACAGGCAAUCCCCGACCCAUCAUCUCCUGGAGCCGAGCGGACAGCAAGUCUAUUGAUGUUUACAACACCAAAGUGUUGGGAAAUGGCAACCUCAUUAUCACAGACAUCAAGCCCCAGCAUGGCGGAGUCUAUAUGUGUAGAGCCACCACCCCUGGCACACGAAACUAUACCGUUGCUUCAGCCAAUGUCACCGUGUUAGCACCACCUUCCUUGGUUGAGUGGCCUGAGAGCCUGACCCGUCCUCGUGCCGGCACAGCCCGCUUUGUGUGCCAAGCUGAAGGAGUACCGACGCCUCAAAUUACUUGGCUCAAGAAUGGAGAGAAAGUUCACUCCAAUGGUCGCAUCAAGAUGUACAACAGCAAACUGGUCAUCAACCAGAUCAUUCCUGAGGAUGACGCCAUUUAUCAGUGCCAGGCACAGAACGAGCAGGGUUCAGUCCUCUCCAUGGCGAGGCUGAUUGUGGUGAUGUCUGAGGAUCGACCGAGCGCUCCCAGGAACAUCCAAGCUGACACCGUGUCGAGCUCCGCUAUCCUUCUGGCUUGGGACAGGCCUCUGUAUAACUCUGAUAAAGUUAUUGCUUACUCAGUGCACUACAUGAAGGCUGAAGGAUUAAACAACGAGGAAUAUCAAGUUGUCAUUGGAAACGAUACAACUCGCUACAUUAUUGAUGACCUGGAGCCAGCUCGCAACUAUACCUUCUACGUCGUGGCCUACAUGCCCAUGGGAGCCAGUCGUAUGUCGGACCAUGUGUUCCAGCACACGCUUGAGGAUGUUCCCCUCCGUGCCCCUGAGCUCAGCCUCACCAGCCACAGUCCAGUGGACAUCCAGGUGUCUUGGCAGCCCCUUCCAGACAAACUGAGUCGUGGCCGAGUCUCUGCGUACCGUUUGUCCUAUCGUACCAGUGCUGAAAAUAUAGCCUCACAGAUAGAGCUACCUGGAGAGAAGACCCAGCAUCUCCUGGAAAACCUGAAGCCUGACACCAUCUACCUCCUGCGUAUUGCUGCUGCCACCAGCGUAGGGUGGGGUGAGCAGUCUGCCUGGACAUCUCACCGCACUCCGAAGUCAUCCAGUGCUCGAGUUCCUCUGGCCCCUGAGCUGCAUUUGGAGCCUUUAAACUGCACCACUAUUUUGGUGCGCUGGCAGCUGGCACCCAGAAACUCGGCCAGUGUGCAAGGCUACAGGCUCUUCUACCAUGAGGAGAGCCAACCGGAGAGUGCCCCUGUUCAGCUGCGUGCCUCAGACAAUACACACACCAUCGGAGGCCUUGAUCCAAGGAAGAAGUACCACGUUAAGCUUCUGGCUUAUAAUUUUGUUGGAGAUGGCUACCAGGCAGACCAGACUAUCAGCACCCCUGGAUGUGUCUCUGUUAGAGAUCGCCUGGUGCCGCCUCCACCUCCUCCACACAACGUGUAUACGAAGACUAACAGUUCCACCGCUGUAUUUCUGCACUGGGGCCGACCAGCUUUCACCUCCAGCCAUGCAAUCAACUACACUGUCCGCUGCAACCCAGUCGGCCUGCAGAAUGCCUCCCUGGUGGUCUACCUGCAGACGAAUGAGCAGAGCCUCUUGGUGCAAGAUCUGGAGCCCAACACCAAGUAUGAAUUUGCCAUUCGCCUUCACCUCGACCAGCUGCCCAGCCCCUGGAGCCCUGUGGUCUAUCAGACCACUUUCCCUGAAGCUCCCACUCUGCCCCCUUCCAAUGUGAAAGUGACUGUGAUUGAAGAGGACACAGCGCUGGUUUCAUGGAAACCCCCAGAAGAACCCAACGUAGCUGUGACACAUUACACAAUCCUGUACGCCUCCAGACACGCAUGGAUAGCUGGAGAAUGGCAGGUGCUUCAAAGAGAAGGGACCAUCACCAUGGCACUGCUGGAGAACCUCAAGCCUGGCCAUAUUUACUUUGUGAAAGUUUCUGCGUCCAACAACAUGGGUGAUGGGCCGUUUUCUCAUACAGUGGAGCUGACAGUACGAGCAGAUCUCUCAUCUGGUCAUGAUCCCCGGCUCUCCCGUGGCUCCACGCACUCCACAGCCUUUUCUGAUGGUUUCUACCACCUGGACCAGAAGUCAAUGACAGGGAUCACUGUGGGAGUCUGCAUCGCUCUCAUCUGCAUCAUUAUCUGUGCCUUCAUUAUCGUCUGCAGAGGCAAAAACAGGAAAUUUUCAGCUGUUAAAACGUACAGAGAAGGAGUGAGCACAUCUGCCUCGGCUGCAGCACAUCUGGGCUCUGAGGGACAAGCUGAGAGCGCUGAUGUGACCGUGCCAAUGAUGGGUCAAAACCAUUUCAUCGAUGCCAAGGGUGGGACAAAUCUUAUCAUAAAUUCUCUUGGUCCUGUUCAGCCCAACACUGAGAAGAAAGAGAAAUGGUUUUCCUUCAGCAGUAAUGUGAGAAAAGACAAUAAAGCAGUGCAGAAUAUCAGACAUGCCACCACCUCCUACCAGCCCGGUACCACAGUGUUGACCUUUGAAGAAGAGCUGUCCAUGUCCAUAUCUACAGAACAGCCCAACACCAUGCAGGCCAUGCUGUGGCGUCCCAGUGACACGGAGGGCUCCUCCAACAGCGAGGGCAGCCACGCAACUGGUGACUCGGGCCGUUACUCUCAUGACGAGACAGAGAUGACCAACCUGUCAUCUGGCCCCAGCAGCCGCCCACCGUCACUGACGGCGGAGGACAGCUCAGGUUCGGACUGCGGCGGCCCCGCGGAAGAGCCGGGCGAGCUGCUGGAGGAAAGUCAGCCUGACCCGAAGUUAAUGGAAUCCGUCGAAAAUGAGUCUGCAUUUUCUCUCCAAGUGUGUGGGAAUGUGCCUGAGCGUGUCUGAGACUGUGUGUGUGAGUGUGUGUGUGUGUGUGUGUGUGUGUGUCUGAAGGCAAUGGUAUACUUGCAAAAAAGUCCAACUGCACUGACACAGAAAACAGCUGAGGAUAUCACAUCAUAGAAAUGUCUGUGUUCUCACUGCAGCUUCAGAUUUGUUUAUGAGCUGAAGAAUUAAAGGAUAGUUUUGGGAAAUAGAUUAUUCGCCCCACCAGCUGGGUAGCUUAGCUUAGCACAAGCAGCCUGAUUGGUCCGAAGGAAGCUACCAGUACCUCUAAAGCUUGCUGCUCAUCUUGUUGUUUUAAUUUAUUACAAAAACUUAACUGUAAAAACAACACGGUGUGGUUUUAUGGAGGGUUAGAUGCUGGACUAGUUCUUGGCCAGGACCAGUAACUUCCGGGUGUCUCUGCUGGUUUUGUACUUCAGUUUUUGCAGAGAUUAAACAAACAAGAUAUAACAUGUUAGUGAGUAGAGGUGCUGGCAGCAGGAUUUUGUUUCCUGUGAACAGAGCCAGGCUAACUGUCUCCAGUCUUUGUGCUAAGCUAAGUUAACUGACUGACCUUUCUUAUUGAAGAAACAGAGUGAAGCGUUUUUCCCAAAAUGUCAAACUAAUCAUUUCAGGGCAACAGGAAAUUCACUCACACUCAGAAAACAACAAAACAUGACAGAAGAAAGGAGACGGUGCAAAAAGUUCCAGAUAUUCUCUGACUCAGCAAGGAUUUGACUAAAAUUCAUCCACUUAACUCUUCUCAUUGCAAGUGUACCACAAGCCUGUAUGUAAGUAUGAGAGAGAGAGAGACUUUUUUUUAAACUUUAUCCUCUUUUGGUCCAACACACAAUGAACAGUAAGCCAACAAAUAUGUUUUACAGUGAUGUUGGCAGUGAUACAGUGAUGUCUUUUACUUCUUUCGUUUCAUUCAAUGAAUGUGUUUAUUUUUUUUUCUC